Molecule: messenger RNA, 2769 nt
Organism: Ictalurus furcatus (blue catfish)
Lineage: Eukaryota; Metazoa; Chordata; Actinopteri; Siluriformes; Ictaluridae
Gene: xiap
Product: X-linked inhibitor of apoptosis
Exons: 8
Coding region: 317-1630 (437 amino acids)
Biological process (GO): regulation of cell cycle; negative regulation of apoptotic process; positive regulation of protein ubiquitination
Cellular component (GO): cytoplasm; nucleus
Molecular function (GO): ubiquitin protein ligase activity; cysteine-type endopeptidase inhibitor activity involved in apoptotic process
Source: RefSeq, a predicted model, not a curated record
UCAACAGAAAAGCUGUCGGUAUAUAACAGUAUCUGAACAGUACCAUCAGAUACAUAAGGGUCAGAUUUACCUGAUUUAUCAACAUAAGUCUGUGGUAAGGCUGCAUCGGUCUUUGGCUCUACACAGCAAAGGUAAAACCGCCUGCGUGUCAAUACGGACUUUAGGGUGAAACUUUUCCUCGGGCGUCCUCCUGUUUGCUUGUUGCCCAGAAAAGCUGAAAAGACUCGCGCAGCCGAGCCAGGAGACGCUAAAUUGUCGUGGAAAUUAUACAACACUCGCAGACUCGUCCUCUGAAGCUGACAUUCUCAUUGCGACGAUGGCUGACUCUAAUAGUUUUGAACAGAUUGAAACUGAUGACGGACUGCCAGACUGGUCUGCGAUGAGCACACGAUUGAACUCGUUCCGGGCUUUUCCCCAUCCUGAGCAAGUUCCUGCAGAGAGGUUGGCGCGAGCGGGUUUCUACUUCACAGGUGAAUCUGAUCGAGUGUGCUGCUUCAGCUGCCUGCACACCAUUGAGGACUGGCACCAAGGAGACAACCCAGUAGAAAGACACCAUGACGUCUCACCUGCCUGCAUGUUCCUCAGGUGCGUUCAUCACAGGAGCCUUGCUAGUGGAACUUCCCCUCAGUCUCCUGGCCCCAUCUAUGACGAGGAGGCAGAAGCCAUGGAGUUUAGAUUAAGAACACGAGAAGUAGUGGAUGAGUCGGUGUAUCCCAGGAUUCCGCAUAUGAAGAGCGAAGAUGCACGGCUGAGGACGUUCAGCAACUGGCCCUCUUGGUCUCCAGUACAGCCUCAUGACCUAGUGCAAGCUGGGAUGUUUUACGUGCCAGAGAGUAACAGGCAAGAAGACAGGGUGCAGUGUUUCUGCUGCGCAGGCAUGCUGGUCAACUGGGAGGAAGGUGAUGAUCCCUGGCAGGAACAUGCCAGAGUUUACCCAAACUGCUUUUUCAUUUUGGGUCAUGAUGUGGGGAACAUCCCCUCUACGCAACCAAGACAGAGAAGCAGUGCUCAUAACAGUUCAAUGGAGUCCUUUGAGGAGCGCCUUGAAAGCUUCAGGGACAGAGUGCAUCCCAUCAACCCUGAAAGGCUGGCUAGAGCUGGGUUUUCUAGCAUAGGUGACCGAGACUGUGUGGUUUGCUUCAAAUGUGGAGGACGUCUGAAGAACUGGCAGCCAGAUGAGGACCCGUGGGAGGAGCAUGCCAAGCACUAUCCAGGAUGCAGUUUCCUGCUCGCAGAAAAAGGGCAAGAGUUUAUCAACAGCGUUCAGCUAAGAACUCCAGGACGCAGCUCUUCAAAUGGAUUUUCCAGUCGUGAGAGAGCAUCAAAUGUACUGCAGUCAGAGAGCCGUGAGGACUAUUCAACUAUGGAAGAUGUCGUUGUAGACAUAACCAGUGGUGUGUUUGAUAGCGAUUCUGAUAUGUGUCAGGAUACUCUGAACGAAGACCCCUUGAAGAAGCUGGAGAAGCUGCAGCGUGAAAAGCUCUGCAAAGUGUGCAUGGACAGUGACAUUGCGAUCGUCUUCAUCCCCUGCGGACACUUGGUGACCUGCAAGAAGUGCUCCGAGCCUCUUCGCAAGUGCCCCAUCUGUUGUGCAGACAUCACACAGAAAAUCAAGACGUUCAGCUCGUAACCUCCAGCGCACUCACGCUCAGACAGAACUGCUGCGUUUCCCACUCAUUUAAUUAUGAGCAAUCCUUAAAAAGAUACAUGUAUAUGGAUCCUUAAAUAUACACACACAAUACAUGGAUGCUUUAGACAAAAAUAAUUUUAUUGUUUUAUACUAUAGGGUAUAUAAUGAGAAAUAUUUGUAUAUUUGGAUUAUGUUAGAGCAAAUAUGUUAUACAUAUGAAAAACGUUUUUUGGAAGGACCAGGUAAAGCUGAGGCUGCUGUCUGGGUACAGAUCAAAUGUAAUCUUAGGAUAAAUAUAUUGUAAGUAGAUAAUUUAAUCUUGUGUGUGGGGGUGUGUGUGUGUGUGUGUGUGUGUGUGUGUGUGUAUAUAUAUACACACACACAUAUAUACUUUGUUGGGGCUAUUUUAUUUUGCCUAGAGGUCUAUGUGCAUAAUUUAGCAGCACAUUAAUCGUGCUAUUCUGAAGAAAGAAACUGCAUUACAAUAUGACGCACUGUACUGACAUGGACAAACUAUGUGCCAUUGCUGAGACUCAAACCAAACCCUCUGCCUGCAUGGACAUGUACAUGACUGUUUGAUGGUAAAAGCUCAGUCAAGUACAUUUUUAGAUCAAAGUUUAAUCUGCACCCAGACAACCAAUACUCAUGCUUCAUUAACAGUGCCUUUCUUUAAUUAACAUAAUUUUAUAUAUAAAUUGAAUUCAAAUAAAUUGUUUACAGUAGAAUUUAUGUCCUUAUUCUUUCUGACUAGGAAAUAAUGCAUUUCUUGAUUUGGCUUUGGAUAACUUGAUUAUAGUUAUAGCAAUUGAUAGUAAGUUUUAUCUUGAUUAUAGUAAGUUUUAUCACCAUGUUAUUAGAAGAUGCAAUGAUAACAACGCUGAACAAUAAAAUGGUAUAUCUACAGUGACUACUACUUUUUUUUCUUUGCAAUUCCUCAUUAACAUUAAAUAAGCAAUAAAGCUGAAUGAGAAUGUGUGGCGCACCAAGCAGUAAAGUGGCUAAGAGUAGGAGGAGAGUUCACAAAAGCAAGUUUGUUCAUUUGUGCAAUAUGUGGAGGAUAUAAAUCCUUUUAUGUGUAACAGAAGACACAAAAUACAGAAACACACGGGCUUACACAACUGAUCAAAAUAGAAUAAAAC